AUCCUGAAUACAAACCUCCUCUACGGUUGGCUCACCAGACCAGAUCGUUACAGCAUCCUCUUUCAAAAAUCCAUCCCCUUCUCUCUAGCAGAAACCACCCACCAAUCAGCGCCACGUGUCGAGGUCUCAUUGGAGGGCGCUACACAGCCCUUGCCCCUGCACACCGUCUACAGCCACGUCCACAAGGCCCACCCCUCAUGGGGCAACGCCGCCCUGCAUGUGCUUACAGGGAAGGACCUUCUGCUGGGCCUGCGCACGGACGAGAGGGUGCUGCCAAUCAAUCACGACCUGACAGCUGUCGGCCACGUGAGAUUCGGUUCCAACGGUCGACCCGCAAUCUUCGCUUCCCCCAAACUCCCCUACUUCCUCAUCUCCGACACCAAGGAGGGCAUGCUGCAGAGACUGAAUUGCGAGUGGAGGAUGCUGCUAGGAUGGUGCUUGUUUUUGUCUGCUGCUGCUGUGGGCCUCGUUGGCUUUGCUCUGUGGAG
This is a messenger RNA of Closterium sp. NIES-65, 488 nucleotides long. The record is from the annotation of a GenBank genome assembly. NCBI's taxonomy places the organism in Eukaryota, Viridiplantae, Streptophyta, Zygnematophyceae, Desmidiales, Closteriaceae.